This is a messenger RNA of Papilio polytes (common Mormon), 721 nucleotides long. Its product is annotated as peptidyl-tRNA hydrolase ICT1, mitochondrial. The transcript is spliced from 4 exons. Gene Ontology annotation, molecular function: translation release factor activity. Bases 107 to 706 code for a protein of 199 amino acids. The record is from RefSeq and is a predicted model, not a curated record. Gene Ontology annotation, biological process: mitochondrial translational termination. Gene Ontology annotation, cellular component: mitochondrial large ribosomal subunit. NCBI's taxonomy places the organism in Eukaryota, Metazoa, Arthropoda, Insecta, Lepidoptera, Papilionidae.
GGAAUUGGAAAUAUGAGGUUAUGUUUAUGAGGCGAAUGGUGAUUCAAUAAUUAUGCAGUAAAAUUUAUUUUUCCAUCAUUUAGUAUUCGCAGAAUAAUAAAUAAAUAUGUCCCUAAUGCCUUUUCGACUUACUUGCCUCACCAAAAUGGCUUCAACCGCCUUUUAUUCAACCUUAACAAAACGAACGAUAGCAUAUAAAAGUGCAAUUUCUUUAGAAACUUUAUAUGCAAAUAGUUCAUUAAAAUUAACCACACCGUCAUUCACACCAGACCCCAAGGAGAAAUUCUCAGGCUUUAUUCCAAUGGAGAAGUUGGAUAUAACAUACAGUGCUAGCUCAGGUCCAGGGGGGCAAAAUGUUAAUAAGGUGCACACAAAAGUAGAUCUCAGAUUCAAAUUAAGUGAGGCAGAUUGGUUGCAUCCUGACAUCAAGGAGAAGUUACUUGAAUUGCAUGGUAAGAAGCUAUCUAAGGAAGGUUACCUGAUCAUCCGGUCAGACACGACCCGCUCGCAGCAGCUGAACCUGGCAGACUGCUUGCAGAAGCUGCGCAGCAUGAUCCGCACUGCUGCUGUCACACAGCGAGAGCCCGCUCCAGAGACACAGGAGAGGAUCCGACAGAGGUCCGACAUACAGAUUAUAUUAGACAUUCUAAAUGAUUAUUGUGGUAUUAAGAAAAUUUAUCUAAAAAGUGCAACAAACUAUUGUUAAUUUCGUAACAGUAUC